Kogia breviceps (pygmy sperm whale) is the source of this 2217-nucleotide messenger RNA. The record is from RefSeq and is a predicted model, not a curated record. Lineage: Eukaryota; Metazoa; Chordata; Mammalia; Artiodactyla; Physeteridae.
UGGCUGGGGUUGUGAGGAGACGCGCGGCGCGGAGGCGGACGGUGGGCGGGCGGUGAGGCGACCGGGAUGGUGGAAGACUGACGCAUGACGCAGAUCCAGGAUUCAACUUGGAAUCAUAUCCCUCCAGCCUAAAAUACAGCUUUCCCCAUCACUUUGCAUCUGUAUAUUGGUUUGUGCCUUAUCACCAGUAGAUCAAGGAGAAGGGUUAAAUACUUUAAGAUGAGAAACAUUGAUGUUUGUUUGAGCUCUGAAGGGACUGAAGUGAUUUUAGCUACAUCAAGUGAUGAAAAACACCCACCUGAAAAUAUAAUUGAUGGAAAUCCAGAAACAUUUUGGACCACCACAGGAAUGUUUCCCCAGGAGUUCAUUAUUUGUUUUCACAAACAUGUAAGGAUUGAAAGGCUUUUAAUCCAGAGUUACUUUGUGCGGACCUUGAGGAUUGAAAAGAGCACCUCUAAAGAGCCAGUUGAUUUUGAGCAGUGGAUUGAAAGAGAUCUGGUACAUACAGAGGGGCAGCUUCAAACUGAAGAAAUUAUGGAAUUUGGUUCAUCAGACAGCAGUGACGGCCACCGUGUAGGUCAUAAGAAAGCUUUUGCUUCGGUAUACAGCUUAAUCAAGGACGUGACUAUACAUGAAAACAACUGAUAAUACAUUGUGUCCCCACAGUAUCUAACAUAGUACCCUUCAGAUAUCAGUGCAUUAAUUUUUAAUUUUAUUGAUUGAUUAAUGCAAAGGGCUAAGGGAGAAAUAUGGAAAACAAACAAUGUACGAGUUCAAAGAAAGUAUUUAUGGUAUGGUUUCUUUGAGAUCAUGGAACUUGAACUGGGCCCUGUAGGACAAAUCAUUUUAUUUUCUCUCUUUAUUUUGUUUUGAUUUCAAGACCUCAGAGAAGAGUUAGGAAACAUAUAAUCUUACUUCCCUGAGACAACCAUUAUUGAUAUUAUUUGAUUUUCUUUAUAUUUUGGGAAGGUAAGGAACAGGAUAGGACAGAUUCGGGUGGGGAUAUAAGACUUCUCUGAAUAUAUCUUAUUAUACAACUUGAAUUUGAAAACAUAAAUAACUAAUAUAGCCAAAAGUUAAAAUUAAAAAGCAAUUCCAAAAUACUGAAAACAACAGAAAUGCAUGAACCUAACUCUGUUACAAUUGAUAAAAUAAACCCACAGGAAAAAAAAAUGGCAUUAGAAUAUAGUAUUUUAUCUGUGCAGUCUAUGUUUCUUAUAGCUGCUGUAAUAAAAUACCACAAACUUGGUAGCUUAAAACAAUAGAAAUCUAUUCUCUCAGUUCUGGAGGCUAGAAGUUGGAAAUCAAGGUAUUGGCAGGGUUUGUUCCUACCAGAGUUCUGAGGGAGAAUAUGUUCCAUGCCUUUCUCUUAGCUUCUGGUGUUUCUGGCAGUUUUUGGCAUUCCUUGACUUGUGGCACCAUAGCCCCUGUUUCUGCCUCCAUCGUCAUAUGGCAUUCUUUCUGUGUUUCUCCACAUCAUCUUCCCUCAAUGCAUAUUCUGUGUCUUCUCCUCUUCUUACAAGGACACUCAUAUUGAAUUAAAGGUGCACCCUACUCCAGUAUUAUCUCAUCUUAACUAAUUACAUCUGCAAUGAUCCUGUUUCCAAGUAAGGUUGCAUUCACAGGUACCAGGGGUUAAGAUUUCAUCAUAUCUUUUGGGAGACGCAGUUCAAGCCACAACGCAGUCUUAGUGAAAUAUAUAUGUGAUAGUUAACUUUAUGUAUCAUAUUGACUGUGUCACAAAGAUAUUUGUUCAGACAUUAUUCUGGAUGUUUCUGUGUAGGUAUCUUUUAGAUGACAAUAAUAUUGGUGGACAUUGAGUAAAGCAGACUGCCCUCCAUAAUGUGAGUGAGCCUCAUCCAUCAGUUGAAGACGUUAGUAGAACAAAGAUUGACCUCCCCUGGUCAAGAAAGAAUUCUGCCAGCAGAUGGGCCUUCAGACUUAUAUUGCAAUAUCAGCUCUUCCCUGGGUCACUGACCAACCCUACAAAUUUUGGAUUUGCCAGCUUUCUUGUUAUCACAUGAUACUUUCUUGCCAGUCUCAGCAUUCUAAAAAAGUAGCAAAAGAGGGACAGCCACAAAGUGCCAACACUUUGAGUCUCUGCUUGUAUUAUAUUUGCUAUUGUCCUGUUUCCCAAAUCAUGUUAUAUGGCCAAGCCCAGAGUCAGAACAAGAGGGGUCUACCCAAGGGCAUGGAUAUAAGGAGGUGUGACUAAAU